AUGAAGUUGCAGAGGAAGUUCCUGGUCCUCUGGUUCCUCCAGAAAAUGUCACAAAAGGGCAAGCUCCCGGAACUGCAGAUACUCAACUCAAACAAUUUAACAGAGCAGUUUCACGGUCGAGUACUUGAGUUCCUCAACCAUGGAUGCAGUGCUCAGUUCUACAUGAUAUUGUUUUCACCAGCAACCAAGUUUGGCAAAAGAGAAGUCAUGACCACGGACAAUCUCUUAAAAUUCAAUCCUGAAGGGUGCUUGAUGAUCCUAUCAAAAAGCAUUGGAUUCAGGAAGUGGAUACAGAAUCCUGAAGCCGCUUCUCGAUCGAGGAUUCAAAGCCUUCGCACGCGUGCGAGCGAGGCGGCAGGGGAUCGGCCGAGGCGGUUGGCUGUUUCGCGAGUUGCACGUUUAGGGCGGGGAAGGCGUGAGGAGGCGUUGCAAGGCGGAGCAAGGAAUCACCAGAUCUGGAACCUUCUGAACCGGAAGAGAUUUUGCAAGUCUGAAAUUGGCUGUAAGAGGAAAGUCAAAAGCAAGUCCAUAAGAACGAUGCUUGUGAAUGAAGAUGAUGAGAGAGAUAAAGAUCAUUCAACAUUUGAUAGUGGGAAAUAUCCUUUUCAUACAGUUGAUCAAUAUAAUAGUGAUGCUAGUUUGAAUGAUAUUCAUGUUGAGGAGUGGGAUGAGUGA
Molecule: messenger RNA, 675 nt
Organism: Prunus armeniaca (apricot)
Lineage: Eukaryota; Viridiplantae; Streptophyta; Magnoliopsida; Rosales; Rosaceae
Source: the annotation of a GenBank genome assembly